Messenger RNA from Quercus lobata, 1243 nucleotides. Its product is annotated as Mitochondrial transcription termination factor family protein. Gene Ontology annotation, biological process: regulation of DNA-templated transcription. Gene Ontology annotation, molecular function: double-stranded DNA binding. The transcript has a single exon. NCBI's taxonomy places the organism in Eukaryota, Viridiplantae, Streptophyta, Magnoliopsida, Fagales, Fagaceae. The coding region runs from base 80 to 991 and encodes 303 amino acids. The record is from RefSeq and is a predicted model, not a curated record.
AUCUCAUUCAAUAGGCUCUCUCUCUCACUCACUCUCUUUCCCACACGGCCACAAACUCACAGAACACUGUUGGAACACCAUGCCAGCUCCAGGAGCAACAGCACUACACUCCUCCCUCUGCUUCUCUCCUCAGAAGCCAUCAUUCCCACCACCAAAUUGCCAACAACUAAACACCAACUUGGCUGCAAAACCCAAAAGCCUUCUUCAAAAUCACCCACUCUAUACACCAACUCAUGCAAACCUCUCCUUCCAAAUCAAAGAAAAAAUCCUCUGCCUUGAAAUUAUGGGUGUUGACUCAGGUAAGGCCUUGUCCCAAAACCCUUCUCUUCACUCAGCUACUCUAGAAUCCAUCCACUCCAUCAUCUCCUUCCUCCAAUCCAAUGGGAUUCAACAAAAGGACUUCCCAAGGAUCUUUGGCAUGUGUCCCAGAAUUCUCACCUCUAAUGUCAAAACUGACCUUAUCCCAGUUUUCAAUUUUCUCUCACAAUAUCUUAGAGUCCCAGAAAAUAGAUUUAGAGUGGUCAUCAACAAGUGCCCACGAUUGCUUGCUUCUAGUGUGAGAGACCAGCUCAAACCAGCUUUGUAUUACCUUCAGAGAAUUGGGUUCAAAGACUUGGAGGCCUUGGCUUACAAUGACUCAGUCUUGUUGGUUUCUAGUGUAGAGAACACCCUUAUUCCCAAGUUGAAGUAUUUGGAGACUUUGGGGCUCUCGAAAGAUGAGGCUGUGGAUAUGGUUUUGAGGUGCCCAGCAUUGUUCACUUUCAGUAUAGAGAAAAAUUUUAAGCCCAAGUUUGAGUACUUUGCUGGGGUGAUGAUGAAGAAGUUGGAGGAAUUGAAAGAGUUUCCUCAGUAUUUUGCUUUUAGUUUGGAGAAGAGGAUAAAGCCUAGGCAUGAGGAGGUUCUGCAGAGUGGAGUGGAAGUCCCUUUGCCACUGAUGCUUAAGAGCACUGAUGAAGAGUUUAUGAAGCUGAUAAAAGAAGCGAAUGGAUGAGCAUAGCGGGGGCACUUUGUCCACUUAUUGUUUUUUUCUCUUUGAGACUAAAACAUUGCACCAAAAUGAACACUGGAUGUCAAAGAUAUUUGGCUUCUAUCAAGGCCCAAGAAACUUCUUUUUAUCUUUGUAUAUUAGGACUGUCUGUUUUAUACUAUAUUGUUUAACAUAUAUGAUUGGAAGCCAAAGAUAUUUGGCUCAUUUACUUGGAUUGUCUAUAUUUGAAUUGCGUUGGAGAAAUUGAUUUUCUUA